AGCAGAAGAGCCCCGCCAGGCAGCCUGCUCCAACUGGGCACACUCUCUCCCAACAGCUCGUCUCUCCUGUUUGCUUCAGAUGAUGCCUUGGAUUUAGCCAACCCACACGAGUGCUAUGAAUAAGACACUGGACAAAAUACACACUUCUGGAGGACUCGGACAGAAAGCAGAUAUUUUUCAGAGUGGCAAGGGUAAUGUGAGUGUCUUCCCCAGCCCAGCAAUCAUCCCACUGGAAGAUCCUUCACUAACACCAAAUGCACAGAGGACCAGGACUAAGUUUUGCAAGGGGAGCAGGACUAUUAAAGAGGGAGAGGAGUCUUCAUCUUCCCCUCUCCCAAACCCCUUUCCUGAAAUCCUGCCGCCAACCCUCUCCGAGUCCGUCUCUGAAUUUUUAUUACCGUGGACGAAAAGUAGCGCAAAUCAGGUGAUUAAAGUUUAUGAUGAAAACAACACCAGUAAAGCUGUAGAGGUUCCCACUGAUGUCACUGCCAGGGACAUAUGCCAACUAUUUGUCAUGAAGAAUCAUUGCGUUGACGACCACAGCUGGACUCUUAUUGACCACCUCACCCAGCUGGGAUUAGAGAGGAUCAUAGAAGAUCAUGAAUAUGUUAUGGAUGUGCAAUCAGGCAGUGGGAUGGACACAGACUGUCGGCUGUACUUUAGGAAGAAUUAUGCUAAAUAUGAAUUCUUUAAGAAACCCUUGGACUUUUUCCCAGAUCACAUGGUUUCCAUAUCCACAGAAACUAAUGGCAUUGUGGAUUCCUCCGAGCUUAUUGAGACGUUCCUCAAAUCCAGCACUUGUCCUGAGAUCCACGGCCACCUUCAUGUCAAAGAGCAGAGCAAGAAGUCCUGGAAGAAGUUUUAUUUUGUUUUACGGAGAUCAGGACUUUACUUCUCCACUAAGGGGACCUCCAAGGAACCAAGGCAUCUCCAGUUUUUUGCUGACUUCACUGACAGCGACGUCUACACAGUUUUGUCUGCCAAAAAAAUGCACGGAGCACCAACAGAGUUUGCUUUCUGUGUCAAGGCCACAAAGUGCAGUUCAACGCGUGACUUGAAGCUGCUUUGUGCGGAUGAUGAGCAGACCAAGACCUGCUGGAUCACAGCCAUGCGCUUGUUAAAGUUUGGGAUGCAACUUUACCAAAAUUUCAUUCAGCCUCAUCAAAAACAAAAAGCCUCACCAAUGAGAAGCAUCUCUGAGAACUCGCUGGUGGCCAUGGACUUUUCUGGUCAAAAGACACGAGUGAUUGAGAACCCAUCCGAAGCUUUGUCCGUGGCUGUGGAGGAAGGCCUGUCAUGGAGGAGGAAAAGCUGCCACCGCUUGAGCGGUCACGGGAGCCCCUCCUCCACGCAGAGCUCAGUCCCAAACCUAGCGAUCCACUUGGCUCAGCCGUGGUUCCAUGGAAAGCUGUCUCGGGAAGAGGCUCAGCGUCUAAUUAUUCAGCAGGGCUUUAUUGAUGGCGUGUUUCUUCUGAGGGACAGCCAAAGCAACCCAAAGACGUUUGUUCUCUCGCUCUGCCACAUGCAGAAAAUCAAACACUUUCAAAUCAUACCAGUGGACGAUGAAGGGGAGCUGUACUACACUUUGGAUGACGGUCACACACGAUUUACUGACCUGAUCCAGUUAGUGGAGUUUUACCAGUUAAACCGUGGGACUCUCCCCUGCAGACUGAAGCAUCACUGUAUCCGGAUAACCCUGUGAAACAGGCACUCAAGACAUCCCUGCUGGCCCUUUGCUCUGGGUUUCAUUGGACAAACACCCCUUUUAAUCUUGUGCCUUACAGAAGAACGACUAAGAGACAGCGGUUUUCACAAGGUGGAACAUUCACCGUCCCUUUUUUUUUUUUUCCUUCUCUUUAACAAAACGCCAACUCUCAGAGUGGACUGUAUAAAACAUGACUGAUGUAGAUUGCAAACAAGAUUGUUUCUUGGCUCAGUUAUGUUUCCACAUGUGUUGGGAGAUCUGUUUUGCAAAGUCUAAAUAUGACUUGUUGCUCUUUGCAUUUUGAGGCUGAACAUAUACUGAAAAGAGUAAGAUUGUUUCAUUUCACAAUAUCAGUGAAACGACUAACUUCUUUUUGCAUAGACUAGCUGGUAUUUAAGAGUGUGGAGAAUUACAUACAAUGCCUUAUAAGAGUACUAAAACUGAUUAAUACACAAACUUCAAUAUA
This is a messenger RNA of Fundulus heteroclitus (mummichog), 2171 nucleotides long. It is a transcript of the gene grb14, whose product is annotated as growth factor receptor-bound protein 14. NCBI's taxonomy places the organism in Eukaryota, Metazoa, Chordata, Actinopteri, Cyprinodontiformes, Fundulidae. The transcript has 14 exons. Gene Ontology annotation, cellular component: cytoplasm; plasma membrane. Gene Ontology annotation, biological process: negative regulation of insulin receptor signaling pathway; insulin receptor signaling pathway. Bases 116 to 1702 code for a protein of 528 amino acids. The record is from RefSeq and is a predicted model, not a curated record.